Molecule: messenger RNA, 4413 nt
Organism: Saprolegnia parasitica CBS 223.65
Lineage: Eukaryota; Oomycota; Saprolegniomycetes; Saprolegniales; Saprolegniaceae
Exons: 7
Coding region: 1-4413 (1470 amino acids)
Molecular function (GO): protein binding
Source: RefSeq, a predicted model, not a curated record
AUGCGGCGACGACUGGUAGAGGUGCUGGCGCUGCUGACGGCAUCCGCCGCCGCGUUCGUGUGCGAGCCUGGCUUUGGCUAUGAGGCGUCGACCUGCGUCGAGUGCCGAGCGGGCAGCUGGAACGACGGGUCCCAGGAAGCGUGCCAGCGUCCGUCGCUGUGCACGUUCGGCCAAGGUCCCAAAGCCGGUGCUGUCAACGCGACCGACUGCAUGAACUGCCCCGCCGGCUACUACAGCGACAACGACGAUGAGACGCCGUGCAAGAUCAUCCAAUGCGCGCCCGGGUUCUUUAGCGACAAGGUCGCCGCGAUUGACGCCACAAGCUCGUGUGUCGCUUGUGCCCCGGGGUCCUUCUCGACGGGCGAAAACGACGUGUGCCAUGCGUGCGCCGUCGGCACGUACGCCGGCCCAGGCCAAGGCGCUUGCUUACCCACGCAGUGCCCGCCCAACGCGUCCCCCAAGACAAACGCCACGACCGCUACUGAUUGCGAUGCGUGUGCCCCGGGGUUCUUCAGCCCCGGCGGCGACCACAACUGUGAACCCAUGAUCUGUCCGUUGGGGUUUGAACCGAGCGCGACGCCGCGGGCCGUCGACGACUGCAAGCGCUGCGUCGGUGGUCAAUUUUCGACGGGAGGCAUCCAAAUGUGUGCCAACACGACGUGCCCCCGGGGCACGUAUGCUCCCGACGGUGCCAGCGACGCCACCCAAAGCUGCGAAACCUGCCGUCCCGGCUGGGUCUCACUUGGUGGCACCACAAGUCAAUGCACACAAUGCGGUAAUGGCACCUUUGCUCACAUCACCGACAAGGACGACCGCGGCGCGUCAGUGUGCUCGCCGGCGACGUGUGCCCCGGGACACUAUGCACCACCGGCGUCCACCAGCGCCGCGAACGACUGUGUGCCGUGCUUGUCAGGCACGUUCUCCGUCGGCGGCGACGCGACGUGCAAAACGGUCGCGUGCCCCGGCGGCACCCAACCCCACGCAGCGGCGGUCAACGCAACCGAUUGCAGCGUCUGUCCGCGCGGCUACUUCUCGGCCGGCGGCACGGCACCCUGCGCCGCCUCCACGUGCCCUCGCGGAACGGAAGCCGAAGUGGGUGCAACCAAAAACGACCAGUGUACUCCGUGUCCGUCGGCGCAACAUUCGACCGGCGGGAGUGGCCUGUGCAUGAGCCCGCAGUGCGACCCGGGGUACGAACCGAACUCCGAUGGCGAGACUUGCUCGAUCUGUGCCGCGGGGACGUUCUCAGUCGGCUACGGUGCAUCGUGCCGCCCGACGACGUGCCCUGCGUCCACCGAGAGCUUUCAGGGUGCGUCCGACGCGACAGCCGACUGUGUCGCGUGUGAUGCGGGGUAUGCAUCUCCCGGUGGCCAAGCGCGCUGCUCUCGGUGCCCGGCGGGGACCUUUGCGUCCGUGGGCUCGGCCGAGUGCGCCCCGACGACGUGCCCCGGCGGGUACGAGCCCAAGCCGCAGCCAAUGCAUACAAACGACUGCGUGCCGUGUCUCGACGGCUACUUCAGUGCAGGUGGCAACGCCACGUGUCAGCCUGCGACGUGCGCCCCGGGGUCCACGACCAAAGCCAAUGCCACCGCCACCGACGAUUGCGUGCAGUCGCGCCCCAGGGCAAUACGGUCUUGGGGCGCCACCAGUGCAAGGAAGCGGCGUGCGAAGCCGGGGCACGGAACACCCCAUGGCGCCACGGAUGUGGCAGCCGACUGUGUCCCCUGUGGCGCGGGGGCGUUCGGCGCUGGUCGCGGCGACGCAUGCGCGCCCACGGCGUGUGCCCCGGCGUCGAGCUCCAAUGCCACGACUGCCACCGAUGCGACGUCGACCUGCGCUCCGUGCCCGAUUGGCUCGUACUCGACUGGCGGCGCGAUGCAGUGUACGCCGAUGCAGUGCCCUGCCGGGAGCGCCGGCAAGCCCGGGGCUACGCACGCGACCAUCGACUGCGUCUCGUGCCCCGACGGACACGCGUCCAGUGGAAAUGCGUCCGCUUGUGUCGAGUGCAAGCGCGGGUUCUUCGCAGCGGCGGGGGACGCCACAUGCACACCAGCAUCCUGUGCCCCGGGGUCGCAGGCCAACAUCCUUGCGGCGCACGCAACCGACUGCACAGGGUGUCCACUGGGCACGUACGCGAAGGGCGGGUCGGACGUGUGUGCCCUGGUCCCGUGUGCCCCGGGUCUCUAUGCCCCCGAGCAAACCGACCGGUGCGAGGUGUGCAAGCCAGGCAGCUACUCCAAUGGCACAUCGGUGUGCAAGCCCGCGCUGUGCCCGCCCGGCCAAGCCUCCAAGAACGGAUCGACGUCCCCGACCGACUGCGACGACUGCCCGGUCGGGUACUUUGGCCUUGGACAGAAUCAACCGUGCCGCCCGACAACGUGCCCGGACGGGUAUGCGUCCGCCACGAAAGGCGCGCAUCUCGAGCGUGGCAUGUGCCAGCUCUGCCCCGUCGGGUGGUACAGCCCCGGUGGCGCCGCUCAGUGUGCGCCAGGGACGUGUCAACCCGGUUGGUUUCUCCCCGAAGGCUCGGGCACGUGCCAAAGCUGUCGCCAAGUGCCCGGCGGGGAUGGCCGCCCCGCCGCCGCGGACAGCGCCACGGCACGCUGCGCGAAGUGUCCCGCGGGGUUCUUUAGCCCCGGGGGCACCGUCGACUGCGCGCCAUGCACGUGCGCACCGGGGUUUGGUUCUGUAGAAGGUGCCAACGCGACGACCGCCAGCUGUGCCCAAUGCCAAGCAGGAUUCUACUCCCCCGGUGGCAGUGCUCCUUGCAAGGCCAUGACGUGUCCGCCAGGGUCGUCGUCGUCGGCUGUAGGGGCCUCGACAGAACGGGACACGUGCACAGUCUGCGCCGGAGGCUCGUUUAGCCACGGCAAUGCGACCCAGUGCCAGCCAACGCAGUGCCCACCCGGCUCGUUUGCACCGCCGGGCGCCGUCGACGCUGUGAGCAACUGCACGGUGUGUGCGGCGGGCCAGUUCUGUGAGGGCGGCAGCAAAGGCACAGGCGACACGAUGUGCCAGCCAGGGUUUGCGUCUCCUGCGAACGCGCACUCGCCGAAAGAUCAGUGCUCCGUGUGCUCCCAAGGCACCUUUAGCACGGGUGGAACGUCGCAGUGCGAGCCGACGACGUGUGCCCCGGGCACGGCAGCGCCUGCCGGCGCCACCGAUGCCAAGGACGAGUGCACCAAGUGCGCCGCCGGCAUGUUCUCCCCCGGCGGUGUGGCGGCGUGCGUUGGUCCCACGACGUGUGCCCCGGGGUCUGCGUCUCCGCCUGCCGCCGCCACGAGCAAUGAGUCGUGCGCGCUCUGCCCGGUUGGCUACUUUAGCCCUGGUGGCGAUGUGCAGUGCAAGAUCACGUCGUGCAUGCCUGGCUUUGGCUCGCCACGCGGCUCGUCGUCGGCGAAUGGCAACUGUACGCAGUGUACACCGGGGCAUUUCUCGCCGGGCGCAGGCUUUGACUGUGCCCCCAUGGCGUGCCCGCGCGGGUGGGCCUCCAACUUUACAGGUGCCUACCGCAGUAUUCACCGCUGCGAAACGUGCGCUGCGGGGUUCUUCUCGCCCGGCGGUGCGGCGCAGUGCAAGCCAACGACCUGUCCACCGGGGUACAGCUCCCCCGAGGGAGCUGACGUGCAUGACCGCCAGUGCUCGCCGUGUAGCCCGGGGCACUUUUCAAGAGGCGGCGCCGACCAGUGCAAGCCGGCGUCGUGCAAGGCUGGCAGCGCCGCUCCGCAAGGCGCGACGUCGCCCACCGACUGCCUCACGUGUGCGGCCGGCUUCUACUCGACGGGCGGCUCCACCAAGUGCAUUGCGUGCGGCUGUGGCACGGGCUCGACAUGCCACGCGUCCAACGCAUCGACGUGUGCGGCCUGUCCGGCGUCGACCACGACAGUAGGUCACAGCUACGGCGGCUGCGUCGCGAAAGAGCAGGCAACCGCCUACAUCAACGUCGUCUUGACGCUUGGUGGGUAUACCCCGGGGUACGUCAGCCCCGCGCUCCUCGACGCACUCCGCGAGGCACUUAAGGCGCUCUCGGGUGCCACAAGCGUUGAGGUGCGCAACGUUGAGGCAGCGCCACCUGCCGAUGUCGAUGCGUUUGCCCUCGGCGGCAGCAUCAUCAGCCUCCACGCCGUUGCCAACGCGAGCUCCCAAAGCGCCGUGCUCUCGUCGUUGCAGGCGGCGAAUGCGAGUCAGCUGCAGCGGCAACUGCAGUCCGACGGCUGGACACGCGUUGGCGGCCUUGCCUUGACCAACGUUGUCGCUGCGUCGCCGACGACGGCCCCGGACGCCAACCAAGCGGCCGCCACCAACGAGCCAUCGGUGGAGCACGUGACCAAGUCAAGCGCGCAUGCCAACGCGAUCAACCUCGUCGCAUGCAUUGCCACCACGAUCGUCAUAGUGCUAGGGCUAGAGCACUAG